This is a messenger RNA of Carica papaya (papaya), 1048 nucleotides long. Its product is annotated as protein C2-DOMAIN ABA-RELATED 7-like. Lineage: Eukaryota; Viridiplantae; Streptophyta; Magnoliopsida; Brassicales; Caricaceae. The record is from RefSeq and is a predicted model, not a curated record.
AUGGUUAUGAUGGUGAUUGUUUUUUUCUGUGGUACUCGCAUUUUUGUCUUCUAAUUCUCCUCUGCAAAUUUAACAUUCGCAUUAAUCUAAUAUAUUAUUACCCCAUUAAUUACGUCUGCAACCACGACUUCUUCCAGAAUUAACAUUUUCUUCUUCUUCUUCUUCUUCUACUCGUAAAUACAUCAAAAUUUCCCAGUUGAAAUUGAUAAUUUCUUCUUUGUAUUAUUUCGGGUUUUUCCUGUGAUUUCUGGGUAUGGAUAGCACGUUGGGGCUUCUCAGAAUUCGGCUUCAAAGAGGAUAUAAUCUUGCCGUUCGCGACACCUGCUCCAGUGAUCCUUAUGUCGUCAUAACCAUGGGCGAACAGAAAUUGAAGAGUCGCGUCGUGAAAAAGAACUGCAAUCCUGAAUGGAAUGAUGAAUUCACCCUCUCCAUUACAGAUCCUAAUAUUCCCAUCCAUUUGACAGUUUAUGACAAGGAUACAUUCACUGUGGAUGACAAAAUGGGGGAUGCAGAUAUAGACAUUAAACCCUACUUAGCAGCCAUACAGAUGGGUUUGUCAAAUCUACCAAAUGGGUGUGCAAUCAAGAGAAUUCAACCCGGCAAGAACAACUGCCUGGCCGACGAGAGCAGCGUCGUCUGGAACAACGGCAAGAUCACCCAAGACAUGCGCUUAAAACUGCGAAACGUUGAGUGCGGCGAAGUUGGAAUCCAACUCGAAUGGAUUGAAGUUCCUGGUUGCAAGGGUUUGGGAAGUGAAGGUAAUGGGAAUCAUCAUAAGAGCGGUUUGAUGGAAUCGGAUAUUGAAGGGGGAAAUCUUUGUUUCCCUCGUCCACAUCGCAAGCCAUUUCACCAUGGUAAAAGCCGGUUGACCUUCUAAAAACCCUUGAAGAUGGAGAACCAGUUCCAUCUCAUCUCCACAACCCCAUUUCUCAACUCUUUUGUAUUAAAGCUUUUUUAGGAUCCUUGAAACAUAUAUACAUAUAUAUGUGUAUGUAUACAACCCUGUAAAAUGUCAGCUAUACCCAGUUACUAUUCGCUAGUUUUCGCA